AUGAACCCCAAAUUUAAUUCUUCUGGUUGGCUGUUGCUGCUGCUGUUUGUCACCCAUCACCAAGGAAGAGCCAAGCCGGUGACAAAUGUCCAGACCCUGUCUAAGUGGUUAGAGGAGGACUUGGAGAAGCCGGUGGGGUCCGAGGAAACAGAACAGGAUCAAGACGAGACUGUCCUGACAGGAGCUUUGGAACAACAGGAGGCUCUGUUGCCUUGGGCCAGAAGCCCCCGAGAGGGGGGCCCCAUCUCGGAAAGUGCUUUCCAGCGGCUCUUCAGCGACCUCCUGUCCUCUGCCAGGAGGUAUCGGGGAAGGAGCAAAAAGGGCCUCCCGAGAGGGUGCUUUGGAGUCAAGCUCGAUCGGAUCGGAGCCUUGAGCGGGCUGGGAUGCUGA
This is a messenger RNA of Rhineura floridana, 390 nucleotides long. Its product is annotated as C-type natriuretic peptide 1-like. NCBI's taxonomy places the organism in Eukaryota, Metazoa, Chordata, Lepidosauria, Squamata, Rhineuridae. The transcript is spliced from 2 exons. Gene Ontology annotation, cellular component: extracellular region. The record is from RefSeq and is a predicted model, not a curated record. Gene Ontology annotation, molecular function: hormone activity; hormone receptor binding. The coding region runs from base 1 to 390 and encodes 129 amino acids.